ACUUACUUACAUUUUAGUUUGUUUACAAUUAUAGAAAACUCAAGAUAUUUACAAUUCAUAGGCAGUUGGCACUUGGUAGUUUGGCAUUUCAUGUUAACGAUUUUACUGUUUUAAUAGUUACAUGAAUAAUUAAUAUUAAUGUUAUUUCGUAAGUAAUUUGAUAUUAAUUAUAAUACCGAAGGUUUCCAAAAUGUCGAAUUUUCCGCCUACUCCUACAAAUCCUAAUGUACAAAACAGAUUCGGCCAAUACCCAAAUCAAACGUAUCCGAUGCAGCAAAGGCCCGGCAUGUACCAGCAAGGAGGACCAAUACCUCAAGGUGUACCACCCAAUGCCAUGAUGGGAGCUCGUGGACCCCCCACUCAAGGAUUUAGCCCUAUGCGACACGGUGCUGGCCCAAUGGUACCAAACCAGCCAACUCCUGGCAAACGACCUGCCGAUAAUCGAAAUCCACCGCCUAUGGUCAAAGGUGAUUUUCCUCACAACAUACAAGUUCAAAAUACCAGUAUUGGAAUGAGCAAAAAAAAGAAAAAAUUGGCGGAUAAAAUAUUGCCCCAAAAAGUAAGAGAUCUUGUUCCAGAAUCACAAGCAUACAUGGAUCUUUUGGCAUUUGAAAGAAAAUUAGAUUCAACAAUCAUGAGAAAACGAUUAGACAUACAAGAAGCAUUAAAACGUCCAAUGAAACAAAAACGUAAAUUGCGUAUAUUUAUAUCAAAUACAUUUUAUCCGGCAAAAGAACCUGGAGAAAAUGAAGAAGGAAGUGUUGCUUCUUGGGAAUUAAGAGUUGAAGGACGUUUACUAGAAGAUUCUAAAAAUGAGCCAAAUAAGAUAAAAAGAAAAUUUUCUUCUUUUUUUAAAUCACUGGUCAUUGAACUUGAUAAAGAUUUAUAUGGGCCUGAUAAUCAUUUGGUUGAAUGGCAUAGAACCGCAACUACUCAGGAAACUGAUGGAUUUCAAGUAAAACGGCCUGGAGAUAAAAAUGUACGCUGUACUAUUUUAUUGCUUCUUGAUUAUCAGCCAUUACAAUUUAAAUUGGACCAACGUUUAGCUCGACUUUUGGGUGUUCAUACUCAAACCAGACCAGUUAUUAUUAGUGCUCUUUGGCAGUUUAUAAAAACUCAUAAGCUACAAGAUUCUCACGAAAAAGAAUAUAUCAAUUGUGACAAGUAUUUGGAACAAAUAUUUAAUUGUACUCGUAUGAAAUUUGCUGAAGUCCCACAGAGACUUAAUACUUUACUUCAUCCUCCUGAUCCUAUUGUAAUUAACCAUAUUAUAAGUGUUGAGGGCGUUGAACAAAAACAAACUGCAUGUUAUGAUAUUGAUGUGGAAGUAGAUGAUACUUUAAAAGCACAAAUGAAUAAUUUCUUACUAUCCACCGCUAGUCAGCAAGAAAUACAGAGCCUAGAUAACAAGAUCCAUGAAACAGUUGAAACAAUUAAUCAGUUAAAGACAAACAGAGAAUUCUUUUUAAGUUUUGCUAAAGAUCCUCAACAAUUUAUAUAUAAAUGGAUAAUCUCCCAGACAAGAGAUUUAAAGACGAUGACAGAUGUAGUUGGAAAUCCAGAAGAAGAACGAAGAGCAGAAUUUUAUUAUCAACCGUGGACUCAAGAAGCUGUUAAUCGUUACUUCUAUUCCAAAGUUCAACAGAAACGAGCAGAACUUGAACAUCAGUUGGGUAUUCGUAACUCAUAAAAUAAUUGUGUAAUAUAUUUUACUAUUUUUUAAUUUAAGAUAGUAUUUAAUGUAAUAUAAUUAUUUUAGUUGAUAUAAGUAUAUAACCAGCGU
Molecule: messenger RNA, 1783 nt
Organism: Myzus persicae (green peach aphid)
Lineage: Eukaryota; Metazoa; Arthropoda; Insecta; Hemiptera; Aphididae
Gene: Bap60
Product: brahma-associated protein of 60 kDa
Exons: 10
Coding region: 191-1690 (499 amino acids)
Biological process (GO): regulation of transcription by RNA polymerase II
Cellular component (GO): nucleus; SWI/SNF complex
Source: RefSeq, a predicted model, not a curated record